Sphenostylis stenocarpa is the source of this 1365-nucleotide messenger RNA. NCBI's taxonomy places the organism in Eukaryota, Viridiplantae, Streptophyta, Magnoliopsida, Fabales, Fabaceae. The record is from the annotation of a GenBank genome assembly.
AUGGUUACCAUCCACAGCUCCGUCGUUGUUCUCCCCUCUGAGGUCACGCCAUCUUCAAACCUCUCACUCUCCCUUUGCGACCAAAUCAAGCUUCCCAACCACGGAUCUGAGCUCUAUAUCUACGCCAACACACGCAUCACCGAUGAUUCAUCAUUCGCUUCUAUGAUCCACACUCUCUCAACCUCUCUCAGCAAAACCCUCUCUCUCUUCCACCCCUUCGCCGGUAGCUUGAGCCGGAUCCACGGUGGCCGCUUCCAGCUUCUCUGCAACGCCAAAGGGGCAGUCCUCGUAGCAGCCUCAUGCUACACUGAACUAAGUUUUGAAGAUUUGUUCGAGUUCGCUCCCACCUACGCUGUCCCGAAGAUCAACUACGAUGUCCCGAUUGAGGAAGUUCCCUUGCUGGUGGCGCAGGUCACGAGGUUCCCGUGUGGUUUCGUCACACUUGGACUUGCUCUGUGUCGCGCUAUCGUCGACGGAACUUCAGUUUCGGGUUUCGUUAAUUCCUGGGCCAAACUCGCCAGAGGAGAGAGUUUAGAUUCUGGUUUGAUUCCUUUGCUUGGUCGAACGAAACUAGAUUCGUUCAAACUGAAUAAGCCACCGCGGUUUGGACACCCCGAGUUUCUACCACCACCCAGUUGGACACAACGUGAUGAGUUGAUGCAGCAAGAACUUGGUACGGCCAUGUUGGUAAUCACAAAAGGACAGGUUCGUAAACUGAAGUAUAAAGCGUGCGACUUUGGAAGUGGGUACGGUAAGGGUCCCAUACGAGGUUAUACUAGCUUUGAGGUCCUAAGUGGUCACUUGUGGAGGUGUGUUUGCAAGGUGCGUUAUUCAGGUGAUAUGCGUCAACCAACGAGGUUGACCACUUUGGUUAAUUGUAGAAACCGUUUGAGACCAUCUCUCCCCACUGCUUAUUUUGGCAAUGCAACGUUUCCUACUGUGACAGAAACUUGUUCCUUUGAUGACAUUAUGCAGAAACCUCUUGGCUAUGCUGUGGGGAAAGUGAGGGAAGCGAUUGAGAGAAUGCGUGAUGAGUAUGUGAGGUCUGCUCUUGAUUAUAUAGCAUGUGUGGAGGACAUGGAUUUGUUCAGGGACACGUUUUACAACUCCGGUGGGAAAGAUAAGGAAGACCCUAAUUUGUAUGUCGUUGGUUGGACCAAUUUUGCUUCUUUUGCAACGGAUUUCGGAUGGGGGAAACCGGUUUGUUUGCUUCCCGGGAAUAUUAAAUCUAAUGGUAAGGCUUUCAUUUUGGACACUGCAAGUGGUGAUGGGUUCGUUGUAGCUGUUUGUUUGCAGGCAUCGUACAUAGAUGCGUUGAAGAAGCUAUUCUAUGACGAUAUAGAGAAACAUGCUUCUAAAUUGUGA